Aspergillus welwitschiae is the source of this 4755-nucleotide messenger RNA. RefSeq lists its product as uncharacterized. Gene Ontology annotation, molecular function: metalloexopeptidase activity. The record is from RefSeq and is a predicted model, not a curated record. NCBI's taxonomy places the organism in Eukaryota, Fungi, Ascomycota, Eurotiomycetes, Eurotiales, Aspergillaceae. Gene Ontology annotation, biological process: proteolysis. The transcript is spliced from 8 exons. Bases 1 to 4755 code for a protein of 1584 amino acids.
AUGCCCCGCCAAAGGCAACCCGCUCGGUUCUCGAGCGAAGCUCCCUCCGAAUCUUCGACCUCGUCGACGUCCCCGGAUCGCACCGCGGACGAAGAUACCGACUUCUUCACAGCCCAGGCAAAUGACUCGCAAUCGUCGGUCGGCGUCGCGACCCGUGACGCCCAUCCCCACCAUGACACCGACUUGGACCUGCCGCCGAUCGGGCGUCUACCCCCGGAGAUUCUCAUCGCCAUCUUCGCGAAAUUGUCCUCGCCCUCCGACAUGUUGAGCUGCAUGCGCAGCAUCACAGCCUCAGUGGGCAAAUCAGACAGCUUCUUUCCGUACUCGCAGCUGAUCCGGAGACUCAACCUCUCUGCGCUAACGGACGACGUCAGCGAUGGCACUGUCGUGCCCUUUGCCCAGUGCAACCGCAUCGAGCGUCUCACGUUGACCAACUGCUCGAAACUCACGGACAAGGGUGUAUCGGACUUGGUGGAAGGCAAUCGGCAUCUGCAGGCUUUGGAUGUCUCUGAUCUGCGGCAUCUUACGGAUCAUACCUUGUACACGAUAGCUCGGAACUGUGCGCGGCUACAGGGCCUCAAUAUUACGGGAUGCGUCAAUGUAACGGACGACUCGUUAAUUACGGUGUCUCGGAAUUGUCGACAAAUUAAAAGGUUGAAAUUGAAUGGUGUAACGCAGGUCACCGACAAGGCCAUCAUGUCGUUCGCCCAGAGUUGCCCGGCCAUCCUGGAGAUUGACCUGCAUGACUGUAAGCUUGUCACCAACCCGUCGGUGACCUCGCUCAUGACGACGCUCCAAAACCUGCGCGAGCUGCGACUAGCCCAUUGUACAGAAAUUGACGACACGGCUUUCCUCGAGCUGCCCCGGCAGCUGUCGAUGGACAGUCUUCGCAUCCUCGACCUGACGUCAUGCGAGAGCGUCCGGGACGAUGCCGUUGAGCGCAUCGUGGCUGCAGCCCCGCGUCUACGAAAUCUGGUACUGGCCAAGUGUCGGUUCAUCACCGAUCGUGCGGUCUGGGCCAUUUGCCGCCUCGGCAAGAAUCUACACUAUGUCCACUUGGGCCACUGCUCCAACAUCACCGAUGCCGCAGUGAUCCAGCUGGUCAAAUCCUGCAACCGCAUCCGGUAUAUCGAUUUGGCCUGCUGCAUUCGUUUGACGGACACGAGCGUGCAGCAGCUGGCCACGUUGCCCAAGCUGCGGCGAAUUGGCUUGGUCAAAUGCCAGAAUAUCACGGACAAUAGCAUUCGCGCCUUGGCAGGAUCCAAGGCGGCCCACCAUUCGGGGGGAGUCAGUAGCUUGGAGCGGGUGCAUCUGAGUUACUGCGUUCGCCUGACGAUUGAGGGAAUCCAUGCUUUAUUGAAUAGUUGUCCGCGACUGACACAUCUGAGUCUGACGGGCGUCCAGGCCUUCCUGCGGGAAGAGCUGACGGUCUUCUGCCGCGAGGCACCUUCCGAGUUCACGCAUCAACAACGGGAGGUGUUCUGCGUGUUCAGCGGCGAGGGCGUCAACCGUCUGCGCGAUUUCCUGAACCGCAUCAUUCCGCCUCCUCCGCCGACGCGGGACAUGACCGAGGCCACAAUGUAUGAUGAUGAUGAAGAGCUAGAGGACGAGGAAAACCAGGUGACGGGCUUGAUGCAUGCGACCGCCGCGACGGCCAUUCAUGACGACGACUACAUUGACAUUGGACAUACCCAUGGAUGGCAGAGCGACCAUGUGCAUGGACGGAGAAGUAACUUUAUGGUACAACGUCACUUUCCCCACCGCCUUCCCGCCCACUUGAUCAUCAAUCAAUCGGCGUCUCCUCACUUCCUCCGCAUCGCUGCUCCAACACCAACCCAGCAUUCCUGCACCAAUCCACUGGCCUUCACCCGCUGGCCCGUCACCCUGAUCACCGCCGUCGUCUAUCUCGCCUUCCUCAUCCCACUGCUUAUCGUGCAUCAUGUCGUCCCCUCGCCUCCAACCGCCAACCCCAAUGGUCUCGACCUCACCCAAGCCUGGGCCGAUCUCCAAGUCCUAACCGACGGCUUCCACCCCUACAACUCCCGUCGCAACGACGAAGUCCACACCUGGCUCCUGCAACGCAUCCACGAGAUCCUCGACGCCGCGCCCCCCGCCGACCAGUACCUCUCCGUCGAUGAGGAGAAGCCGAAACCCGCCGUCUUCGUCUUCGACGAUACGCAAUCCAACCUCUCCUUCGUCGGCAACUCCCUGUCAAGCUCCAACACCGCCGUUUACUUCGAGGGCACCAACAUCCUCGUCUACAUCCGCGGAUCGGACGAUGAUCCCGAGAACUGGUGGGAGGAACCCAACGGUGUGCCCUCCGGCAAGGGCGGCGUGCUGGUCAACGCCCACUACGAUAGCGUCUCGACGGGAUACGGCGCCACCGAUGAUGGUGUCGGUGUUGUGACUUGCUUGCAGCUGAUUCAGUACUUCAUGACGCCGGGCCAUGCGCCGCGGAGGGGCUUGGUCGUGCUGCUGAAUAACGGUGAGGAGGAUUAUCUGAAUGGUGCGCGCGUGUACGGCCAGCAUCCGAUCGCCAAGUUUCCGCAUACCUUUCUCAAUCUGGAGGGUGCUGGGGCUGGCGGUCGUGCUAUCCUCUUUCGCAGCUCCGAUACCGAGGUCACCCGUCCGUAUAUGAGUUCUAAGUACCCGUUUGGAUCGGUGUUGGCGGCGGAUGGCUUCGCUACGGGUCUCAUUGGUAGUCAGACCGAUUAUGUGGUGUUUGAGGGGGAUUUGGGGCUGCGGGGACUGGAUGUUGCGUUUAUGGAGCCGAGGGCUAGGUAUCAUACUGAGCAGGAUGAUUCGAGGCAUACGAGUAAGAGCUCCCUGUGGCAUAUGUUGUCUGCGGCGGUUGCGACUACCGAGGGGCUGGUCUCGGAUAAGAGCGAUCAGUUUGAGGGCGCGCCGACGGAUGAUGCAAAGGUUGCGAGUGGGUCGGGGUCGAAGGCUGUGUGGUUCGAUCUGUUUGGGACUACUUUCGUUUUGUUUGAGUUGCAUACGCUCUUUGCGCUGUCGGUGACGCUGCUUGUUGUUGCGCCGCUGGCUUUGCUGGUGACGGGCAUUGCGCUCACCCGCGCGGACAAGAUGUAUCUGUUUAGGACGUCUGCGAAGGCGGAUGAGAGCCUGGACUCGGUUCCUCUGCAGGGUCUACGGGGUUUCUUCCGAUUUCCGUUCCUGUUUGCGAUCCCUACGGCGGUCACUGUUGGUUUGGCGUAUCUGGUGACCAAGGUUAACCCGCUGAUCAUCCACAGCAGCGAGUACGCCGUCUGGAGUAUGAUGCUGUCUGCCUGGACCUUUUUGGCAUGGUUUGUCUCGCGGAUGGCUGACUUUGCUCGCCCGACUGCGCUGCACCGCAUUUACACCCUGACCUGGAUGUUCGUGCUUGCCUGGGUGCUCCUCGUCAUCUCCACCGUUUACCAGAACCAACGGGGCCUGGCCGGCAGCUACUCGGUCUUCUUCUUCUUUUCCGGCACCUUCCUCGCGACCUGGAUCUCCUACCUAGAGCUCUUCUCCUUGCCGCGAAAGUCAGAGUACGCGAACCAAAACCGGCCGACGUCUCGCCGGGCCAGCAGCUACGGCGGCAGUCGGCUAGGCACAGCGUCAGGCGAAGACCACGAGGAAGACGACCACGACGCCGAAGAGGAAGAGGAGGAGCAGGAGCCCACUGAAUCGACCUCCCUGCUCGGAGGCGGCCAGCGCACCACCUUCGCCAACUACGUCCGCGUCUCCGGCGACCAUCGCGACUCCGACACCGACCACCACUACUACCCAGGCGUCUACAAGCACGAGCAACGCUGGAGCGCCUCGCUCCCAACCUGGACCUGGACACUGCAAUUCCUCCUCAUGGCCCCCCUAGUCCUCAUCAUGGUCGGGCCUCUCGCCCUCCUCCUCACCAGCGCCCUCCACCAAACCGGCCAAGACGGCAGCUCCUCCCUAUUCAUCUACGUCGCCAUCGCAGCCCUAACCACAUUCCUCCUCACGCCUCUCCUCCCCUUCAUCCACCGCCACACCUACCACCUCCCUGUCUUUCUCCUGCUCGUCUUCCUCGGCACCCUAAUCUACAACCUCGUCGCCUUCCCCUUCUCCCCAACCAACCGCCUCAAACUCUUCUUCAUCCAAGACAUCGACCUCUCCACCGGCUCCACCACCGCCUCCCUCGCCGGCGUCCAACCCUACGUCCACGCCGCCGCAUCCACCCUCCCCAGCACCGCCAACCAAAACAUCACCUGCACCGAACACACCACCCGCGGCACCAAAUGCGCCUGGCCGGGCCUCGCCCCGCGCGUUGUCCCAGACACGCCAUACUCCGACUGGCUCGACUUCACCAUCUCCCAGCAACACAACACCACCGAUGACAAAGAUGGAGAUGAAGAUACCCACCACCCAAGGAAAGCCCGUAUCACAUUAUCAGGCCGCAACACCCGCGCCUGCAAACUCCUCUUCGACUCGCCUAUCUCUUCUUUCGCCGUCCUCGGCUCAUCCACCGACCCCCGCUUCCCGACUUCUUCUCCCCACGGCACGAAAGAAAUCCGCCUGUGGAGUAGAGAGUGGGAGAAUGAGUGGGUCGUGGAUGUUGCUUGGACUACCUCUACGAAUGAUGAUAGUGAAGAAGGAGAAGAAGGAGAAGGAAAGUUGAAUGGGAAAGCAGUCUGUCUCUGGAGUGACAACAACUCGGCGGGCUUUGCGCCGUCUUGGGUGGCGGUUAGUAAGGCUGCGGAUGGGUUGGUGGAGGGGUGGAAGGGGUUUAGCAUCUGA